GAAUGGUAGAAAGUAGAAACGGCAAGGUCUUCGAUUAGAGAAGCAAGCCGUCUCUUUCUCUCCCCCAUCAUCGUGAUACACACCCCUUUCCUUAUUUUCUCUCUCCCCACUUUCUCUCCCACAAAAUAACUUUCCUAUUACCUUUCAAGCACUGAGUUGAAUACACACACGCACCCAUAAACCAAAACACUAACCUCUUAUUUAUUUACACAUACAUAUAUCCAUAUGAAUGAGCAUAAGCAACAAGGUCAGGCUUUUCUUGGAGGACUUGUUUCGCAUCAUCUUAGCUAUUUCUACUGUUGUUGUUGGUUUCAUGAGCAGCAACAGCAGAGUUUGCAGCGAUGAAAGACCGUAGGAAACGAGAUGUUGUUUCAUGGAACAGGUUCUUUUGGUGCACUCUUUUUCUUGUCUUCUCUUGUGUUCUCUUCUCUGGCUUCACUUUCUCCACUUUUCGCUUCUUCUUCUUCUUUGGAGAAAAGUUUCACCCGGAAAUUGUCUCAACAUGGCGGACGCCGGCGAUGGAGGCACUUUCCGGCGAUUCUUCUGCGGUCCCGGCACCAUCAAUUCGUGAAACAGUUAUACUUCCAGACCAGGUUCUAGUUUUCCUAAAAUACCCUCCAUCGUCUCGGUUAUUUACAAAAGAGGACCUCCUAUGCGUUUAUCUCUCGGCUAAUAAAUCAUCAUCCCAGUCGCAGCGCAGGCUGCCCCCAAAUCACAUAGACGGUAAGGAUGUCGAUGACCAGAUCGUACGGUGUCCACUCAUUCCACGUGGCUACACUGUUUCGCUAGCUUUGAAAUCUGGCGGCUAUAUCCAUCCGGGACCCACUCACAAGUGGGACUCGCUUGUCUAUGAAGCCUUGAUAGACCGUGAUAAUACUACAGUUGUUUUUGUCAAGGGGCUUAAUCUACGGCCGGAGAAACUUUCUAACGCUUCAAGGUUUGAGUGUGUGUACGGCUGGGAUUUUAGGAGACCCAAGUUUUUGCUACGAUCCCAAGUCAUAUCAAUGGCUCAAGAGAUCGUACGGUGCAAAACCCCUUUGAGUGUCUUGGGUGCCCCACAAAUGGUCAACAGCUCCAUCAAGGCAUCCAUUAGAGUGAAGGGUAGAGGAACAUUACACUCCAUAGCCCGCCCAGGGCUCCGGUCGAAGCCCCAACCUGGUCCACCGGAACGAAAACCACAUGAAAUGUGCAUAUGCACCAUGCUACGCAAUCAAGCUAGGUUCUUAAGAGAAUGGGUCAUGUACCAUGCCCAAGUUGGAGUACAGAGUUGGUACAUUUACGACAACAACAGUGAUGAUGACAUUGAAGAUGUUAUGGAGUCACUAGUCCAGGCGGGUUUUAACAUUUCUAGGCAUGUUUGGCCAUGGAUCAAGACCCAGGAAGCAGGGUUCGCACACUGCGCGCUAAGGGCACGAGAGUCGUGCGAGUGGGUUGGCUUCAUAGAUGUAGAUGAGUUUUUUUACUCUCCUCUGGGGUUAAGUUUGCAUGAUGUGAUUAGCAAUCAAUCGGGGUCUGGAAAUAACGUUGCUGAGAUACGUACUUCGUGCUACAGUUUUGGGCCGUCGGGGCUCAAGCAUCUUCCGCCACAAGGAGUGAUGGUAGGGUAUACGUGCCGACUCGGAGCACCGGAGAGACACAAGAGUAUAGUGAAACCUGAAGCAUUGAAUUCCACACUGAUCAACGUGGUGCACCAUUUUCAUUUAAGCGAGGGUUUUAGGUAUGUAAAUGCUGACAGGGGAGUUUUGGCUAUUAACCACUACAAGUAUCAAGUGUGGGAGGUGUUCAAGGAGAAGUUCUACAGGAGGGUAGCUACUUAUGUGGCUGAUUGGCAGAAUGAGCAAAAUGUUGGGUCCAAGGACCGAGCCCCGGGCUUGGGGACCAGAGCUGUUGAGCCACCAGAUUGGUCAAGUAGGUUUUGUGAAGUGACAGACACUGGGCUCAGGAACCUGGUAUUGCAGAAGUUUAUGGACCCAUUAACCAACCAUUUGCCAUGGGAGGAGCUAGGAAGAGAUUGCGGAAUACAAAGACUCGUCUUGGACACACACGUGAAAGACUCCAAAAUGGUGAGUGAAGAACAAAAGGAGAGUCCUAGAGUCCGGAUGCAAUCAAACCCAGUUGACAAUAGCCAAAAUAUGGAGAAUCUUUUCAGUCCCAGAUUCAAAUCCGUGGCUGCCAUGGCUGGUUGGGACGAAGAAUCUAUCCUUUUCGCAAGCCUUAUUGUUGAAGACACGCCAGAAAGACAGUUCAAACAUAAGAAACGCUCCGAUUUGCACUUCAAGACUCCACCUUCAACCAAUACAAGAAGGAAGCGGAGGGAUCAGAAGAAGAGUCCGAUUUCAAUUCCUGUACCUAUUCUAAAUCUUGACGAAGAGGAGGAACUUGUAAUGAAAGAAAGUGAGAAAAAGAAGACGGAGCCGAGAAUUGCUGUAGAUGAAGAAAAUAAAUUAGGAGGAGACAAAUUAGCUAAAGACAACCCUGAUGCUUCUUGCUCAAACUCAGCUCUUCCUUGCAUGGAUAAACUUAGAGAAGAGCUUUCUUGUGCUAUUUGUUUGGAGAUCUGCUUUGAACCGAGUACCACUUCUUGUGGACACAGUUUCUGUAAGAAAUGUUUGCGAUCUGCUGCUGAUAAAUGUGGGAAGAAAUGCCCAAAGUGCAGGCAACUGAUAGGCAAUAGCAGAUCCUGUACGGUGAAUACAGUUCUUUGGAACACAAUACAGCUUCUGUUUCCUCAAGAAGUUGAAGCAAAGAAGGCAUCGGGCAAGAAAAACCAGAAAGAGCAUCAAAGCUCAGAAAGAAAAACCAAUAAUGAUUUAAUAAGCCGAAACGUUCGGCCUUCAAGAGUGUCAUACAGAGACACAAGCGUUCAGCCUUCUAGGGUGCCAAACAGGGGAGCGAUUACCAAUAGAGGCAUGUUGCGCCAAGAUGACCCUUCUACUAGAGUGUCAAACAGAGAUGCAAGUACGAGUAGAGAUAUGUGGAACCAAGACGAGGAGGAUACUCCAUUGGUGCAAAGAUUGCGAAGAAGAGAAGCUCUUGAGCGGCUAAUAUUAAGCAGAGAAGCAAGUGGGAGGAGAAGAAGAGGAAUACCAAGCCAAGAUGAGGAUACUGCAUUAGCUCUAAGGCUGCAGAGAGAAGAGUUUAUGGAAGCUUUUGGGGGAACUCAAGAGCAAUCAGGAAUCUCUCUUUCAUCAGCUAGAGCAAACUUGAGAGUCAUGGCAUCUAGAGCCGCCAUUAGCAUUCAUUCUAGAGGCCGGCCUAUAUAGUUCUUGAAUGUAGUUCCUCGACAUUUUGAUGUUUGGUUUGUACCACCAAAUCCUUGAUAUUUUGAAUGUAGUUCCUUGACAUUUUCAUGUACUCCGACUCAUGGUGGCAAUUGUUCCACACCUAACUGCUCUCCUCAUCUGUUUGCCAUAAUAAGCCGCCAUUAGCAUUCAUUCUAGAGGCCGGCCUAUAUAGUAGAGCCGCCAUUAGCAUUCAUUCUAGAGGCUGGCCUAUAGUUCUUGAAUGUAGUUCCUUGACAUUUUGAUGUUUGGUUUGUACCACCAAAUCCUUGAUAUUUUGAAUGUAGUUCCUUGACAUUUUGAUGUACUCCAACUCACUACUGGUGGCAAUUGUUCCACACCUAACUGCUCUCCUCAUCUGUUUGCCUUGCUGUUACUCUUGCAUCUGUGCCUUUUGAUGUCCUUUGUGCAUGUAAAAUAAAGGGGGAUGUUGAAUCUGCAAGAUUCAUGGGACUGUGAACUCCCUGUUCCUUUGUUGGUGUCAACACUGUUUUGUUAUUCAUGAUUUUAAUGGAACAUUUGAUAGAUA
This is a messenger RNA of Populus trichocarpa (black cottonwood), 3810 nucleotides long. RefSeq names its product glycosyltransferase family 92 protein RCOM_0530710. Gene Ontology annotation, molecular function: metal ion binding. Lineage: Eukaryota; Viridiplantae; Streptophyta; Magnoliopsida; Malpighiales; Salicaceae. The transcript is spliced from 9 exons. Bases 342 to 3263 code for a protein of 973 amino acids. The record is from RefSeq and is a predicted model, not a curated record.